GGAUUGAGAAUGGAAGCAUCAGGGCCACUGGCAUGAUUGAAACACUUCCAGCAGCGUUUCAGAUGAAUGAAAUCCUGUAUGAACUAAGGGACCAUUCACUUGGCCUCAACUGUGGUAGAUGGGAUUACAUUUUCAGCUACAUCAAGACUUUCCAGGCUCACCCCGAUCGCCUACUCCCUGAUAGGGUUCAAGUUGGCAUGGCUCAACACUUUAUGAGAAGUUACUCUGACUUGCUCAUCUACACCUGUCAUAAGCGCGGCGUCCAUGCUAUGGGAGGCAUGGCAGCUCUGAUUCCAAACAGAGAUGAUCCAGCAGCUACUGAGGCAGCAUUAGAACUUGUAAGGAAGGACAAGCUGAGAGAAGUGAAGGCAGGGCAUGAUGGAACAUGGGCAGCUCACACUGCCCUAAUACCAGCCUGCAUGGAAGUGUUUAACAACAACAUGUCCAAUGCUCCUAACCAAAUACAUUCCAUGAAGCGCCAAGAUGCAUCGGUCCUAGAUGAAGAAGACCUAUUGCAGAGUCCGAGAGGGGUCCGAACCAUGGAGGGCCUCCGGCUGAACACCCGAGUGGGAAUUCAGUACAUGGCAGCCUGGCUGAAAGGGGAUGGCGCUGUCCCGAUUUACAACUUCCUGGAGGAUACUGCCACAGCUGAGAUUAGCAGAGUUCAAAUCUGGCAGUGGCUGAAAUAUGGUGCCGAAUUGGAUGGAGAUGGACUUGGGGUGAAGGUAAACUUGGAGCUGUUUGGAAAAGUGGUUGAAGAAGAAAUGGCUAGGAUUGAGAGAGAAGUUGGAAGGGAGAAAUUCAACAAGGGAAUGUACAAGGAGGCAUGCAGGAUAUUCACAAGGCAAUGCGCUGCCUCUGUGUUGGAUGACUUUCUCACACUUGAUGCCUAUGAUUAUAUCGUCAUGCAUCAUCCUAUUGGAUCUUCUCGGCUCUAAAUUUCGCAGCUUAUUUUGCUUUAUAAUCAAUACAUUGCCUCUGUAUUGUUAGUACUACAUGCCAUCUUCCCCUGUAAUGAUGAAAGAAAAUGGAAUGUGCCUUUGAAGAUGGCUAAUUUUCAAAAUGCUCUCGUUUCCAACUUUGCUUUCUGUUAAUCUGCUAUCCGUAUCUUUCCCAUGUAAUAUAUAAAAAUAAUGUUCAUUUUGUUGUCCUGGUAAA
Lycium ferocissimum is the source of this 1158-nucleotide messenger RNA. RefSeq names its product malate synthase, glyoxysomal-like. Gene Ontology annotation, molecular function: malate synthase activity. Gene Ontology annotation, cellular component: cytoplasm. Gene Ontology annotation, biological process: glyoxylate cycle. The record is from RefSeq and is a predicted model, not a curated record. NCBI's taxonomy places the organism in Eukaryota, Viridiplantae, Streptophyta, Magnoliopsida, Solanales, Solanaceae. The transcript is spliced from 2 exons. The coding region runs from base 33 to 938 and encodes 301 amino acids.